AUGGCGAAGACCUACGACUACCUCUUCAAGCUGCUGCUGAUCGGCGACUCGGGCGUGGGCAAGACGUGCCUGCUCUUCCGCUUCAGCGAGGACGCCUUCAACACCACCUUCAUCUCCACCAUCGGAAUUGACUUUAAAAUCAGAACAAUAGAACUAGAUGGGAAGAAAAUCAAACUGCAGAUAUGGGACACGGCGGGCCAGGAGAGAUUCCGCACCAUCACAACAGCCUACUACAGAGGUGCCAUGGGGAUAAUGCUGGUUUACGAUAUCACCAAUGAAAAGUCUUUUGACAAUAUUAAAAACUGGAUCAGGAACAUUGAAGAGCACGCUUCUUCGGAUGUGGAAAGGAUGAUCCUGGGCAACAAAUCUGACAUGAAUGAGAAAAGGCAAGUUUCGAAGGAAAAAGGAGAAAAGUUAGCAAUUGACUAUGGCAUCAAAUUUCUGGAAACCAGUGCAAAGUCCAGUAUCAACGUGGAAGAGGCUUUCUUCACCCUUGCACGGGAUAUUAUGACAAAACUCAACAAAAAAAUGAAUGACAACAUUUCGGCAGGGGCGAGCGGGCCCGUGAAAAUCACAGAGAACCGGUCGAAGAAGAGCAGCUUCUUUCGAUGCACGCUGCUUUGAUGAACUUCUCCUAAGAGACUGCAGCAUACCUAGAACAAAAAAAUACCUUUUCCUGCUUCUCCGAAAGCACAGGCUCCGCCCGGCUGCUUGGACCUAGAAUGGGCUAAACCAAGAGAAUGGAUGGGGACUCUCUCUCUGUUGACCGCCAUCGCCCGUCUCCCCCCUCUCCGAGACGUGGAAGCUGUGAAGUUGAGAGACUCCUGCCUGCCGGA
Molecule: messenger RNA, 836 nt
Organism: Protobothrops mucrosquamatus (brown spotted pit viper)
Lineage: Eukaryota; Metazoa; Chordata; Lepidosauria; Squamata; Viperidae
Gene: RAB8B
Product: RAB8B, member RAS oncogene family
Exons: 8
Coding region: 1-624 (207 amino acids)
Biological process (GO): protein secretion; regulation of exocytosis; Golgi vesicle fusion to target membrane
Cellular component (GO): trans-Golgi network transport vesicle; endosome; plasma membrane
Molecular function (GO): GTP binding; GTPase activity
Source: RefSeq, a predicted model, not a curated record